ACUGGAUAUCAGGUCGACAGCGUCUAAUAAUUUCGAGAAAUCAUAACAGAAGGAAAACAACAGCAACAAAACCGAAUUUCCAAACAUUUUGUGAUUUUUUUUUAUUUGAGAGUAUUUAUUUUUUUACAAGGUAAAUCUAACAGUCAUGACGAUAGCAGCAUAUCCCACGCAAGCAGAAGCUUUUGCUGCUCUUAAAAAGCAUGAAAUUGAUACUACAACCAGAUUUGUGACCGGCCAGGCAACUAAAAAUUUUGGAAAGCUAGAGCAGCUGGACAAGACUUCAAUACAUAAGAUAUUUUGGGAUUACGAUAUUCCAUACGUAAGUUGUGGCCGCAAAGUAUUAUUCUGCCAUCAUGGAAAGGACUACCAUAGAAAAAAAAAAGAAAGAAGAAGGAAGGGGGAUGAAGCAGACCAUUCUAGCUAUAUCAAACCACAGCUCACCCCAGUGACUCCUGUCACUCCACAGAGGGUUGUGCAAAGUAAAAAGCUGGACUGUCCUGCCAAGGUGGAGGUUAAGGAGGUCUUCGUAUUCUUUGAUUUGAAGACUGAUGAAGACCCUAGCAAGCACAAGAAAAAUAAGAAUUCACUUAUUUUGCGAGAGAGAAUUGCAUCUGGAAUCCAUGGCGGGACAAAGAGAUUUAUUCUUACCUUGCCACGGUUGGAAGACCAUAAAAACCAUCCAAUUGGAGAGGAGGCUGGAUUAACUGAGCCUAUUGACAAGGAGCUGAUAGAUGUUAUAGUCCAGUUUAUAGACGAGGGCGUGUACGAUUCCCCGAGUAUGAAGCAGCAUCUAGAGCAGUACGUUCUGCGCUGCCAUCCUGCCAUCCUCCGGACCAACAGGCGCUUCUACCCUGCCAUAAGGACCAUACAGAACCAUAUGAACAAAGCCCUACGUUUGAAAUUCCCCAAUGGCGAGCAUAAAGCCAAGGUUAAAGGCAGCAGGCAAAGGGAAGAGGGUAGCAAACGCAAAAAUAGAACGGGUGUAACAAAGAAAAAUGAUCUCUCUACAAAAAACCAAACUAAAGUCAGACCACCAACACAAUGGAAUCCUAAGGUCAACACUGAUGGUACCAUGUUUCAACAUCAUUACAUAGAUGAUACUGCAGACCAUGAGGAUGAGGUUGUACAUUGCCCACCAGACUAUGUUGAUGAACAAGAAGUCCAGUCAGCAACUCAAGUAAUACAAAACAUCGCAUGUGUGCUGUCAUCUAUGAAAGAGGAUCAACACUUGUCAACACAACGCAAGAGGAAGUCAGAUAUGAUGAGUAGUCCUGAUGACUUGUACAAGAGAGAGCUCAUCAACAUUGAAAGAGAGAUGCUGGAAGAAACAAGGACAAGAAACAGACUGCUCCAAGAAAUGAACACUAAAAUGGAUACACUUAUAGCACUUAAAAGAGUCAAACUGUUCAGCGAGAACCAAUUAAUACUGGAACAUUAAAGGAUGUUUUUACUUCGUUCCUUUCAUCUCGUAAUGUUUGAUGACAUUUUCAUACCUCACUUAGAAGUGGAUUUAUUAUUUCCACAAAGUGAUGAUACCUCAAAAUUAAUUAAACAUUAAACAGUAAAACUUUUUGUAUAAGGACUUGCAUAUAUUGUAUGGAUAUUUCAAUUAUUUUGUGAAAAUGAAAAAAAUAUAAUAAAUAGGAUUUUGGGUUGUUGGUACUAAUUGAUAGUGAAGAUCUUUAAUUGACUUAGUGGUUGGCUGUCUUGUAUAGUGGUUUGUAUUGUUUCGAUAACUUUACCAAAAGUUAAAUUUACUCCAAGAUGUUUUAGGUCAAAUUGCCACUACUUGUCUCGAAUUGAGCUUGGCACGGAUAUAAAUUACCGGACACACAUAUUAAUAGCCACCAGAAUGCAUGAGUCAAAAGUCAUAGAACUGGUCAUUUUUUAAUGUUGUACACUGAAGUAACAUGUAAAACAGCUUUUUGCUUGUACAGCCUAUAAACUUGUCAUGAAAAGAAGUUUUUGCAAUUGUUGGGUGCAUAUGUUUUCCAAACUGCAUUUACUAAGCAUGACUUUUUUUGAAGAUCAUGAUGUAUGGGUCAGUCAUACAAAUCGAUUGUUAGCUUUUCUUGACUGUUUGAUAAAGUAACAUUUAUUUAGAAAAUGUGCGUCAGUACUUCCACACUUCUGUUCUGCUCUGUAACUUUGUAAAACCUUAAGUAUUUGUUGUAUUAAAGUCAAAUUAGUUGCCAAUAUGAGUAGACAAUCAGGCAAUGUUUUUCAUACAUAAAUAAAGCAUGCGCAUCAAAAUUGAUGAACAAAAGGAAAAUUAUUUGUCAAAGUAGGGGUUUCCUCACUCUCACUUUCCUCUCCAUUAAAUGAUUUUGAAAUACCGUAAAAUCUUUGUUAUUCGUGGGUAUUAAUUUUUUGUUUAUUUUAGUUGAUUGACAAAUCCAUGAAUUGAACAAACGCAAAUGACUGUAAAAAAUUUAUCUCUUUCAUCCAAAAUCAGAACCAUAUAAAUCAACGUGCUUUUGAAAAAGGCAGAUAUCUUCCUGAAAUGUCAUGGUCAUAUUUGACAUCAAACGUGUAAGUACUUUAUUGUCAAAAUAGCAUAUAAUGGGUUAUCAAAAGGGACAGCGGUAGGUAAUACGACUUAAAAUACUAAAAAAUGUGAAGACUAAAUAAAUAAAGUUAUGAAGACUUCAUACAUUAGAAAAUUCUGUUCUUUUGAAUUAUGUGAAAAAUGUGUGUGACAAUAUUUUUUCCAAGACGGAAAGAAUCAAUAUAAAGAAGUGAAACUCUAGUUGCUUCAGCAGUAUUGCAUUUCUAUUAUAAGUUCAAAAUCAAACCUGAUAUUUAGUUAUGAAACAUCCCUUUUAAGAGAGACAUAGCCACUUACAAUCAUGUUGGUUGAAAUAUAUAUAAAAUGUGUUGUUUUUUCUACAGAUCGAAAAAAAUAAUGCAUAUGUGUGACAGGGCUAUUACUAUGCAAGUAUCAUCAAACAUGGUUGUAUUUAAACCAGGCAUAACAUUCACUGCAAAUGCUUUACCAGGAGAUGUGUUCAUAAUAAAUGUAUUAAUGUG
This is a messenger RNA of Dreissena polymorpha, 3030 nucleotides long. RefSeq lists its product as uncharacterized. Lineage: Eukaryota; Metazoa; Mollusca; Bivalvia; Myida; Dreissenidae. The record is from RefSeq and is a predicted model, not a curated record. The coding region runs from base 146 to 1438 and encodes 430 amino acids. Gene Ontology annotation, molecular function: DNA-binding transcription factor activity. The transcript is spliced from 12 exons.